UAGAAUGUGUAUAGUACACAUGCUCUCGGAGGGGAGGAUACCACAAUCAAUGAUAACGUUGAUUGAUGAUUUUCGUCAGAAAUAAUCGGCUUGAAAAUACUUUUUUCAUCAUGUUGGAAUCCACCAGGGAGAUCCUUUCCGUCCGGGGGUUUAUUUUGGCUAGCGGAUCCCCAAGACGUAAGGAAUUAAUCGAAAAUUUGGUAAGACAGCAUACGAGCACAUGGUACUUCAGUGUGUUUGUAAUCAAGUCACAUGGCGUCACGCGAUGUGUGAAAGCUCUGAUGAAAGUCGAAAAUUCAACGGUGGGGUUAAAUCCAGAAAUAGUUUCAUCGAGAUAUGACGAAAAUCUUGACAGAAAUGACUACAAAUCGCAUGGAGAUUUCGUCCAGGAUCUUGCGUACUUCAAAGUGAUGGAGGUAUACGAUCGCUUGAAGAACGACAAUGAGAAACCAUUCCUUAUAAUUGGCGCAGAUACAAUCGUCACCAUAGGGGCACAGAUUUACGGGAAACCUAAGGACUCUUCCGACGCUGUCAGGAUGUUAUCUAUCCUCGCUGGACAAACACAUACCGUUUACACUGGAGUAUUUCUUAAAACAAUGUUUAAAGAGGUCAAAUUUUUUGAAAAAACUGACGUGAAGUUCGGCGAUAUUAAAAUUGAACAAAUAGAAGCCUAUGUCAAGACCGGAGAGCCAUUAGACAAAGCUGGAGGGUAUGGUAUCCAAGGUGUGGGUGGCUGCCUUGUGGAAAGUAUAAACGGGGACUUUUUCACUGUAAUGGGCCUUCCGCUAUUUAAGUUAACAAAGCACCUCAAUGAAAUCUGUACUAGUGGUUUUUGUGACCAAUAAUCGUGUGAGUACUUGAAUUAUUAUAUAAUGUAAACAAAGAACUUUAUCAAGUUUUAAUCGUCAUGCAAUGCACCUAGUAUAAUUGAUGACACCUAAAACUCUUUACGGAGAUCGAAGGUAGAAUCGGCAAAAAAACAUCUUUCAUGCUGAUGUAAUUCUUUGUUCAGUGUUGUAAAACGAAACUUGCAUACACACCCAUCCAUAGUUUCAUCCGAAACCGCAUGAACCUGAUAUUUUGGUGUGACGGUUCACCGCGAUAUCUCGUUACAAAAUUAAUACGAAAAAAAGAAUAAUAAUAAAAACAAUCGCCUGCAAAUUAAUAUCAGUCAUUAAUUAGUACUACGUAAUGUUCAAUAUAUCUAUGGUACGUACGUACAUGCAUAAUGUACUCAACGAUAUCUUACAAUUAGCAUCUUCAGAAGAAAUUGAUGUAAUCUCAAAAUAAAAUGAUUAAAUGAAAGUUUUCAUAA
This is a messenger RNA of Athalia rosae (coleseed sawfly), 1315 nucleotides long. RefSeq names its product dTTP/UTP pyrophosphatase. The record is from RefSeq and is a predicted model, not a curated record. NCBI's taxonomy places the organism in Eukaryota, Metazoa, Arthropoda, Insecta, Hymenoptera, Athaliidae. The transcript is spliced from 4 exons. The coding region runs from base 66 to 845 and encodes 259 amino acids. Gene Ontology annotation, molecular function: nucleoside triphosphate diphosphatase activity.